Vigna angularis (adzuki bean) is the source of this 1063-nucleotide messenger RNA. Its product is annotated as vesicle-associated membrane protein 714. The coding region runs from base 110 to 772 and encodes 220 amino acids. Gene Ontology annotation, biological process: vesicle-mediated transport. Gene Ontology annotation, cellular component: membrane. NCBI's taxonomy places the organism in Eukaryota, Viridiplantae, Streptophyta, Magnoliopsida, Fabales, Fabaceae. The record is from RefSeq and is a predicted model, not a curated record. The transcript is spliced from 4 exons.
UUUUGUUAACAAUAAUGUUGCCGUGCUAACUAAUUCGAAGAUCUAGCUAGAGAGAAAGGGAGGAGCGGCAGAGAACGAUCUCCCUGUUCUUCUGGAUAGCUCUUCGCCGAUGGCGAUAUUCUACGCCUUGGUGGCCAGAGGCACGGUAGUGCUGGCGGAGUUCAGCGCCGUCACCGGCAACACCGGCGCUGUCGCUCGCCGCAUCCUGGAGAAGCUUCCAGCGGAGUCCGACUCCAGGCUCUGCUUCUCUCAGGAUCGCUACAUCUUUCACAUACUCCGAUCCGACGGCAUCACCUACGUCUGUAUGGCCAACGACACCUUCGGAAGGAGAGUUCCUUUCUCAUACUUGGAAGAUAUCCAAAUGAGGUUUAUGAAGAACUACAGUAGAGUUGCUAAUUAUGCACCAGCUUAUGCUAUGAAUGAUGAGUUUUCAAGGGUUUUGCAUCAGCAAAUGGAAUUCUUUUCCAGUAAUCAAAGUGCCGAUACCCUCAAUCGUGUGAGGGGUGAAGUUGGUGAGAUACGCACUAUCAUGGUGGACAACAUUGAAAAAAUAUUGGAGAGAGGUGACCGGAUCGAGCUUCUUGUUGAUAAGACAGCAACAAUGCAAGACAGUGCAUUUCACUUUAGGAAACAGUCAAAGCGCCUUCGAAGAGCUCUUUGGAUGAAAAAUUUUAAACUACUGGCCUUAUUGACAUGCUUGAUUGUUGUUGUUCUGUAUUUAAUAAUCGCUGCUUGUUGUGGAGGCAUCUCUCUACCGUCCUGCAGAUCCUAAUUGUCACCCUGUCAGUUUAUUUAUUUUGAGCUCUGCAAGCGUCAUAAUCGUUCCUGUCAAUAUGUACAUUGGAGGACAUUUUAGUAUUCCAGAGUCUACGAGCUGAGAGGAUAAAUUUGAUAAAGGACUCAAACGGUUACAUGUAUUUUCCUUUCUAUGUCGUUCCUGGUUCUGUAUUAUAGAAGUUCAUGCUGCGGCCUGAUAAGGUUAUCUAUGAUUAUGGAUCAUCCUUCUGUAAAUGUGAAUUUUUAAUAUAUUUCAUAAUCUAAGUUCAAUUUUUUACGCAUUAAA